Molecule: messenger RNA, 3087 nt
Organism: Corythoichthys intestinalis (scribbled pipefish)
Lineage: Eukaryota; Metazoa; Chordata; Actinopteri; Syngnathiformes; Syngnathidae
Gene: lrwd1
Product: leucine-rich repeats and WD repeat domain containing 1
Exons: 17
Coding region: 284-2557 (757 amino acids)
Biological process (GO): establishment of protein localization to chromatin; chromatin organization
Cellular component (GO): nuclear origin of replication recognition complex
Molecular function (GO): chromatin binding; protein binding
Source: RefSeq, a predicted model, not a curated record
UACCCACGCACCACGUGUUCACUGUAGGGUUCCGCCCACUUGUCCGUCAUUUUGACUCUGUAUUUGCAUUGAUUUCAAUUGAUGGCGCAAUUUAAAAUGCAUUUCAUGGAAGACCCGGUGCUUUCUGAUGCCGCAAACUCACUGGAUCUGUUGCAUAAAAGGCGUUAUGAGGAAAAGCUUCGUUCUAUACAGUCGCCAGAUCCAUAUUUGAUGCCCAAAUCGAUGUUUUUCGACCCACUGUCUUCGCCCUGUCUGCCUGACAUCUCCUACGCUGAUAUUUAAAAUGAUCUUGUCCACACAAAAUCAGCCUAUUCUCACGAAAAACUUCAAGAGCUUGGACGCUUAUAAAUACUUCGUUGCUGGUUGGGUGAAACAGGUCCUCGUUUGGCAGGAAUCUAUCUUGUGCUUGGAAAGAGAAAUGACGGAGAAGAUAACAGAGAAGCUUCUACUGGAGAAAGGUUCUCCAAAAACCAAGAGGCUCGAGGACAUCAAGACAUUAAAGCUUUCCAAACUAGGGUUGAAGUGUUCAGACUUGCCUGUCAAACUCCUCUCCCGUCUUCAGUCCCUGGAGCGCUGCGAUUUGUCUGGGAACCGAUUGCAAGAAUUCCCCAAAAACUUGGAGCUGCCCAAGUUGCGCUUCUUGGACCUUAGUGACAACCAGAUGGAGGAUGUCACCUCAAUGGCAUCCCUGUGCAGCCUGGAGGAGGUCAUGAUGGAGGACAACCUUUAUAUCACUGUGAGUGACAAUUACAAGCUAAUGACGCUGCUGCCCAAUUUGCGAAGUUACAAUGGUAAAGACAUCACCAGCACCGCCAACCACGUACGCUUCGUGUUCACGGAAAACCUCAGGACGCGGAUUGUUGCCUUGUGGGAGAAAAGCUACAGCCUGCCGGUUCCCGUAACAUCAAACAAAAUGGCCGUCCUGGAGGAGGACUUUGUUAAUGCAGUGCGGAAGCAAGUGAAAUAUGGACCAAAUUCAGUUAGCGACUUCACUAAAUGGAAGGUUGAGAUCAUGGCCAGGGAGUAUCUGCGCUCGUUGACAGAGGAGGACUCAUCAAACGAAAUUGAUACCAUGGCCAGGGAGUAUCUGCGCUUGUUGACGGCACCAAAGGAGGUCUCGCCAAACAAAGUAAAUGAGGUCUCGACCACCAUUAAAAGGAAGGAAACUCCACUGUCGACGUACAGCGACGUACGGCUGAUUCCUCGUAAAAAGUCGCGAUCUGAUCCUGAAGAUGCCGUGAUUCCUGCCACGAGGCGUCAGUGUUCCUUGGUGCCCAGACGCGUACCUGCGAAGAAAGAGGCUGUCAGCGGGUGUUUGACAACGCCAGUCAAUAGAGUUAAGAGCGGACCGAAGAAUGAGUCAAAUGAUGAUUUGAUAAAGAGCAUCAACAAGACGCAGCCAGUGCGUCUGCAGCCCCUUCACGUCCUGCAGUGUCACAGCAAGCAGGACAACUCGGAAGACUUCUCCACUCAGCUUUGGGCCUGUGCCUUCCAGCCUCAGCAGGACUCCUCCGGAAGUCGCAUAGUUGCGACAUGCGGUGGAGAUUCUUUGUGCCUUAUCGACUGUGAGACUGGCAUGGUGAUGAAGAAGUAUAAAGUCACUGGAGAGGAAUUUUUCUCACUGGCCUGGUCAACGGUCCUGAUGUCCCGAGGGGGGGGAGCUUCGGCGCAGCCUUGCAACAUUCUUGCGGCGGGCGGAAAGCGAGGCUUGGUCAAGCUGAUCCACCCCCGGUGCAACGUGGCGUAUGGCGAGUUCCGUGUUAGCCGCAGGGCCUUGUCCAUCCUUCGCUUCAACCACCGCCAAGGCAACUUCCUAUUUACGGGCUCUUACGACAACAAGAUUGUGUUAUGGGACAUCGGCGGAAUUGACAGCACGUACAACUUUAAAGUUGUGCAACUAUUAACACUGGAAAGCAGCUCUACCCCGCUGCACAUCUGCCUGCCACCCACCAAGCCCGAUGCACAGCUCCUGGCAGCAUGCGAGGACGGUCUACACUGGUACAACACGCAACUUGCGCCCAAGGGCGGUACCAAGAGGUCUAUCGAAGCAGAAGUAACCUUCCCUGUUUACAAGAACGAAGACAAAGAUCUCAACUACCACACCGUGGACGGUCUCGCGUUCCUCACUGAUGAUAUCGUGGCCUCCAAGAACUUUUCGUACAGCUGCAUCUAUCUGUGGAGCUGGAGUCAAACGCGAUCGCAACGGCGUGACAAGAACGGGCAUGUGCGCGCAGCCGUACUGGCCGAGCUGCGCUGGGCAAACACGGAGAUUCCUUACUUGGCGCUCAGCACCUGUCCCGGCCGAUCUUACAUCGUGUGUGGUGACAACGAAGGCAAAUUGUGGACGUAUCACAUCACUAAACUCCAGACGGACAAUUUCCAGACCGGAAAGCCCAUUGAGCCCACGGAGGUGCUCCAGUGGCCUGCCCCUGUCCGGCAGGGCCUUGGCCCGCUGGAAGGUCCAUCCAUCAACAGUGUGGCCAUAGACCCCGAAUUCCAGUACCUGGUGGCCCUCAGCGACAAGAACAUGGUGAUGGUGUGGAAGAGGACGCCCUGAACAAUUGAAUACCACCUAUUAAUACUACUUGAAAUGUUUUGUGAGAUUCGACACUCGUAUGAGAAUCCAAUGUUCUUUGGAUUAAUUUCCAAAUCUUAAAAGAGAUCAGUGGUUAUCUAAUGUGUAAUGUAAGCCACUACUACAGUAUGCAAACAUGCGUAACACCUCAGCAAUUAACUUACUGGCUGCCAUUGACAGCAAUAGAUGUCCAAUCAAUUUGAAAUCCCAGUUCAGAUGGAAGGGACAUCUACAAGUAACAAAUGUUUUUUUACUCAUAAUUUUAGUACAAGACCCUUUACACUGUAUUUUAAUCUUUCACAUUGUGCAUUUUUACUCAAGGAUUUGUCACUGUGAUGUACAGUACACCGUUGUAGUGAGUUAGUCACUAUUUUUACAGUCACUGAAGGGCAUUCCACCAAGACAAUGAAAUGUUUAAAAAUGGGCAACAUUUCUUGUUUGCUUCAAUUGUCAUUUUUUAUCAAAAUGGUCUAAGAUUUUCAUGUGCAUUAUUGAAUGAUUUUUUUCCCAAA